CCAGCAGCUGCUCGUGGCAUUGGUGUAAAGGUGAUUCAUCGUUGGGGUGAAGUACCGAAGCGUCGACCUGUUGUAGUACAGUCCUACAUCUCUCAGCCAUAUCUUAUCAAUGACAACAAAUUCGACCUCCGCAUUUACGUUUAUGUGACCAGCUUUUAUCCUCUGCGUGCCUAUAUUCACGAGGAGGGUCUAGUCAGAUUUGCUUCUCAGAGAUGUGUGCCCUUUUCUGUAAAGAGCAUUACAUUAUUAGAUUAG
This is a messenger RNA of Protopolystoma xenopodis, 255 nucleotides long. The record is from the annotation of a GenBank genome assembly. NCBI's taxonomy places the organism in Eukaryota, Metazoa, Platyhelminthes, Monogenea, Polystomatidea, Polystomatidae.